Molecule: messenger RNA, 646 nt
Organism: Hibiscus syriacus
Lineage: Eukaryota; Viridiplantae; Streptophyta; Magnoliopsida; Malvales; Malvaceae
Exons: 4
Coding region: 160-498 (112 amino acids)
Source: RefSeq, a predicted model, not a curated record
CAAAAUUUCCCGCAGUCGGCAGCCAUAUUUGUUUCGCAAGCCAGCCCCGGAUCACACGGUUCCUUCAAUGAUUCAUUUUCACGAACGAAUAGUGUUCACUGGUUAAAGCUUACUAUGGGUGCCUGACCUAUUUUCCACUUAUUUAUUUUGAUUGACUCAAUGAGGCAUGCCUUCGCCACUCUCAACCUUCAUCGCCGUCUCUUCACCGCAGUACACCAUGAUAGACCUGUUGGAUCUAUCUUGCGUCGUUCCAUUUCUCUGCAAGUUCACAUGGAAAUUGGAACUUCAAGGACACCGGACACUAGGCACCCGUCAUACUUGUUGCAACGAAAUGUGUUUUUUGAGGGUUUUGUCAGUGUGCAUGGGGAGAGGCCUUCUUCCGAGUAUGCAAAGUUGAGGAAAGAAUCACUGGAAAGUGAAUUUGGGCAUAUAGUUGGAACACGGCUCAAAAAGUGUCUCUGCUGUCUAUCGAUUUGGUCCAUUUUUGGCGUUGUAUAGAGCAGUGAUUGUUUCUUUUCAUGUAUUAAAGUUGACCCUUUGGCAAUUCCUUUUUAGGGACAUUAAUAAGCGUGCUUCCAAGUACAACCUUAUUGCAACUCGUACAAUUUCAGUUUCGGGAGACACUAAUUCGCUUGGGUCCUUUUUA